AUGCCGACUUCUACAGAGUUCUUUGGUGUCACUGCCUAUAACCUGGGUCCGUUGACUACAACCUUCUCGGCACCGUCGGCCUGUGCAACUGGCACCGACCACCAUGUUAUUGUCAACGCAAGCGAACCCGAAAUGGUAUGGGGCUAUCCGACAUGCGGUUUCCAAGACCGUGGUAGCUGUAUGCCUAGCGGGAAGUCUUAUGAUUCGCUGCGAAGUGUGACUAUACCGCUGAAUCGGGCUUGGUAUCAUUAUUACUCGCCUGGCAUAGCCUGUCUAUCUGGAUGGACAACCGCUGGAACCAUGAUCAAAGAGGGAGAAUCAUCUCUCAGCGUAUCCGGCGUUUUUUCAAGCCGCAUACAGGCGUCUACCACCGGAGCGGUGCAACUCGAGCCUGCUGACUUCUGGGCCGAAAUUAUGAACGUGUCGGAGACAAUUGCCUAUUGUUGUCCAAGUGAUUACAUAGCAAACCCCGCCGGACACUGUUUCUCAACGGUCGGUCCAAGGAGUGAAUUCAAUUAUUCGUCCAUGUGCUACACUCCAGCGCCGGUGGACAUAAUAACUGUCACGAGUUUGGAUGGCGCUUCGCUAACGCAGCCAUUGAUUUCUUUCGACGUUCUGACAACACCAGCUUCAACGUAUCUGGAUGGCAGACUGCUUACUCAGUCACGGUAUUCAAGUGACUUUGUUGUUGCUACUUGGGUGCCUGCUGUACCUUUGAUCCACCAGCAGUCUGAUGUAGACGAAGCGGAUGAUGAGGAUGAUGAAGAAAAUGAUGGUGGAGAUGAUGGUGAUGGCGAGGAUACUGAUGGAAAUGCUGCUUCCACCAAAACUCCAGGGAACGGAAUUGUGAGUGUCCUUGGGCUGACUUUGGGUGCACUGGCUGGUAUGGGCAUGCUUCUGUGA
Molecule: messenger RNA, 903 nt
Organism: Fusarium oxysporum Fo47
Lineage: Eukaryota; Fungi; Ascomycota; Sordariomycetes; Hypocreales; Nectriaceae
Exons: 2
Coding region: 1-903 (300 amino acids)
Source: RefSeq, a predicted model, not a curated record